This is a messenger RNA of Trichomonas vaginalis G3, 912 nucleotides long. RefSeq names its product spectrin binding. The transcript has a single exon. Bases 1 to 912 code for a protein of 303 amino acids. NCBI's taxonomy places the organism in Eukaryota, Parabasalia, Trichomonadida, Trichomonadidae. The record is from RefSeq and is a predicted model, not a curated record.
AUGUCAAGUUCUGAGCAAUCAAAUAAUGAAACUGAAUGCGAUUUUAGUGACAUCAAGCCAAUUGAAGCAUUUGAAUACCCUAAUCAAGCAUCAAAAAUGAUUUGGCGUGUCAAUUCCGAUAAUAUUUUACAAAUAUCUUCACAAAUUAUAGAAUUCAUUACAAAUAACAAGAUAUCUAUCCAAAUGGCGCUUCAUUUGAUUGAUAUUUUUUCACAACCUCGUGAUAAAGAUAUUAAAUUAUUAGCAGAACUUUAUCUAAAGAUAUCAAACGCAUUUUCAUACAUUCAUGAACCGGAAAAUAAGAGAUUAGCUACGCUUCUACAUUAUCAAGGAUUCAAAUUUGAAAACUUCAGACCUAAAAUGAAAGAAGAAGAAAUUCUGAAUUUAUAUUCAACAGAAUCUCCUUUAUACUAUAUUGCAUGGGAUAAAGUUGAUGAUCUUAAGAUUAAAUUCCCAAAUCUUGACAUUAAUGAGAAAAUUGAUUUUGAAAUCACACCACUUAACUGUGCAAUUAAAUAUGGCUCAGAAUUGUGUUUCAAUUACUUGAAAAAUUUAGGUGCUCAAUACAAUGAAUACUCCGAAAAAUAUGCUGUUCAAGGCGGAAAUAAAAUUAUUUUUAUGCAAAUGAUAGAAGAUGGUAAAUCAUUUGAUAAAAUGAUUAAUAUAGCAUUGGAUUACCGAAACUAUGAAAUUGCUGAGUAUCUUAAAUCAAAUUUUGGGCAAACUCCUGAUUCAAUAGCAGAAAGUAUGCAUUUCGGAAAUUAUGAUAUUGCAUCUUAUUUACUUUCUAAUGGGGAAGAUAUCAACAAAAUUUAUAAUCUCUUUCUUUUCAUAUUAAUCAUCAUUUUAUACCAUUCUCUUUCUUUUCAUAUUUAUCAUUGUUAUAUUGGAUUCUCUUUCUUUUCAUAUUAA